Molecule: messenger RNA, 6924 nt
Organism: Scatophagus argus
Lineage: Eukaryota; Metazoa; Chordata; Actinopteri; Scatophagidae
Gene: c2cd3
Product: C2 domain containing 3 centriole elongation regulator
Exons: 33
Coding region: 199-6810 (2203 amino acids)
Biological process (GO): centriole elongation; cilium assembly
Cellular component (GO): centriolar satellite; centriole
Source: RefSeq, a predicted model, not a curated record
ACGUCGUUGCUCGGAAACAGUUUUGCGCGCUGCCGCUUGUGUGUCUGUGAGUGUGUGUGUGUGAAGGCGUACAUGUAGCAGUGCAGUUAAACGGAUUAUUAUAGGUAGUUGGACUGUGUUAAACAUCAUGCCUGCUAACGGUUUAGCCCCUGCUUUGGCCAGGCCGCCAUUCACCAUCAAUAUUUACUGAGCUGAAGGAUGAAGAGCAGAAAACAGCGGUCCGCCAAAGCUGGAAGCAGCAAAAGUAAAGCCCCCAACGAUGUGUCCCCCUCCACCAGCCUUCCUCCUCUGGUCGAGGGCCAGCUAAGAUGUUUCCUGCGGGUGACAGUAAGCCGUGUAUUAUGGACAGUUCACAAACCUCCGUCUGCAACAUUCAUCAGGCUGCGUUGGUGGGGAGAGUCAUCCAACGGGACACAUUUCUUCCCGAGGGAUGGAUCACAGCUGUCCCAGACGACCAUCAAGACCACAGCCCGCUUCCCCAUUCGCUGUGGGCCAAAACAGUUCACCUCAUAUCUUACAGAUAUGGGCUCUCUGGUGCUGGAAGUUCUGACAAAACCUGAUCAUUUGCCGAUUGCACGGGCUGAGGUUGUGGGCAUCUCUCGCGUCUCUAUGUCAAAUCCCAUUAGUGGAUUUUACACCCUUGUAUCUCCAACAUCUGAGAAGCUGGGAGAGUUACAGGUUUCCCUUUACUUGGAGGCUCUGACAGAAGCCUAUGACAGCAGCAGCUCAGGUCCUACCACAGAUAUUAUCAUUAAGGGACCACUGAGGGGGACACUGACUGUCCCCUCACAGCCCAGAUCGCUUUCAGUUGGCAGUGGGAAGGAAUCAACUGGGGGCAGCAGUGGAAACACUCCAAGAGGGAAAGACCAUUUGUAUUUCCAAAAUGUCCAGAAUGGCAAAGAUGAGUCACUGGAGAAUCAGAUGCCAAGAACAAAUUCUCAUAACAGUCAAACAGCUCAAAAUCCUUCAAGCCAGGAUUCUUGUGGCCAAACCACCAAUGAUAUCCUCUCAGUUAUUCUAGAGCGUGGAAACAAGCUGAGAAAUGCUAUGGUGGUGUCAGCUUUGAAAUGUGACAUGGAUUCUGCCCCAGCACUGAAAGACAGCCCUCUGCCUCUCUCAAAGGAUAACAUCCUCCCACCCACCAAGCCCUCCACUUCUCCCUCUGGGAUGUUUCUUCAAAAUAUUCUUCAUGCUGAUUCAGCUCUUGAGCACUCUGAUGGUGUUGCUGUGAAAUCAGAGCGUGACUUAGACUGUCCUGUUGACAUGGAUAACAGAGCUGUGGACCUGCUCCUGGGCAGUUUAGACACAUCCCCUCUGCCUCUCCUGGAUGGAGAGGACUCUUUCCCUGAUUCUUUGUCUGGCCAUAGCAGUGUUUGUGGGGAUAGUGAACUUAAUGAUCCACAGUAUGAUCAGAGCUUACUGGAAAACUUGUUCUACAAAACUCCUAUGUCAGAUGUCAGACCCAAUGACACUGAUGGGAAGGUUCAAGGAUUAUCAUCCUCAAGUGAAAAACAGCUGACACAGUCUGAACCCAAGAUUAGUGGAGGUCCGAAUUCAGAGCUUCAGCGAUCUGCAGAUGCUGUUGGUAUUCCUCCUGGCCUGAGUGCAGAGCAGCUGACUUUACUGAGUUUGAUCCGACUGGCGAGAGUGAGUGUCGAGUCCCUGACCGUACCUACAGUCAGUACAACCACCACACCAAGAAAGACCUCAAGUAAAGGGAAACCUCCUCGACUAUUAACCAACAAGAAGCGCACGUAUUUUGUCGAGUACAUGUUCCCAGUGGCUUCUGCUUCCAGUCGACGUGAUCAUACUAAGGGUGGAGAUGGGGAGGUGACCAGAGCUGUUGCUAGUAAAGUCACAAGAGGAGUGGUGAAGUUCCACCAGUGUUCUGUGUUUCCUGUCCACCUCAGUACAGCAGCGGUUAAACAAUGGUGGGAAACUGAUCUGAAUUUCAAGAUUUACUCACGAACAAGUGACCAAAAGAAACCUGUUCCCAUCGGUAAGGCAAUUCACCCACUGCGCCAUCUGCUGGAGAGCAAGCAGCUGAGUCAGUCUGUUGUCUUACCUGUACAGAGUGUGGAAGGAAACAGUGAAGCUCAGGAGGUCGGACCUCUCAAGGUGUCACUAGAACUUGCUACAGAUAAUAAAGCUUUCUCCUCUGAAAAAAGUCAAACCAAACUGACUUGUAGUGACCCAUCGCCCUCACAAACAGCACCCAGUCCACAGAGAGGGACCAGCUGCAAAACCCAACCUGUUGACACUGGCAGGGAGGAGCUACCAGCUCGCUCUGUUGAGGAUUCCAGGCUGAAUGUUUGGAGUCCUCAGAGACCCCCAAAAGAACCCAUUUCUCAUUCUGGCCACCACAUGUCUCCUCAUCAAUCAAGGCAGCAGGUAGAGGAGUACCCUGAGGUCCUGCUGCACACUUUGCUAAUGGUGCCAGAUGGAAAGAACUUCAACUGUGGACCCAUGCAGGCUCCGAACCUGUACUUGAACUGUAAACUCUUUUGGUGCGAUGAGAUGGCAAGAUCUGUCAUUAGCUGGGGUCAAGCCAAUCCUUCUUUCAACUUUGUUCAGGUCACUCCUGUUGCCUUAACAGCUAAGCUGUUGGAGCGGAUGAGGAAUAAUGUGAUGGUAAUCGAGGUGUGGCAGAAGACAGGAAGUUCAGGGCAGGAUCGACUCCUUGGCCUUGUUAAAUUACCUCUUCAUCAGUUCUACAUGUCAUUUAGGGAUCCAAAAAUUGCCCACCUUCUUCUCCAGGCGCAGUACCCUGUUUUAGGGGUGGACUGCUACAUGCCAGUCAUUGAUGUGUUCUCAGGUAGUUGCAAAGGAAACCUCAGGGUUGUUUUGGCCAUGGGCCGGUCGGAGCAGAUAAUUUCCUUGCAGCACAUGAGGGACGAAGAUUACGACACUUCAUCUCAUCUCGUGAGACCAGUUCAUCUGCUUGAUCACCAGCCACAUUCACAAACAAAGGCAAUUUCAGCACAAAAGGAAAUAAUGAGAGAGCAUCUCUUUGUGAUAAGGGUGGAGAAGGUAAAUGGGCUGACCCCUCUGCAGUCCACAGUGUGGGGUGAAGCUGACUGCUUCGUCCAGUACAGUUUCCCCAGUCAGACGGGUGACUCGGCUGCAAAAGUUGACCAAAAUCUCAUAGAGAGCAGCGUGAACCUGAAGCUGUUUCGAACCACUACAACUCUGUGUGUCCCUGACCCAGUGUUUGGCCACACUGAGACUCAUGUGCUUCUGGCUCCUGAAGGAGUGCCUGUUCAGAGGCUGCUACUAGGCUCUCUUUCAAGUCAAGGCCUAAGCAGUGGAGGGGGUGUCCAGUUUGAAGUGUGGUGCAGAUAUUAUUAUCCAAACGUUCGAGACCAGCUUGUGGCCAAAGGAAUGUUGCCGUUGUCCAAACUGUGUGCCAUGGUCACCAUGCAAAGACAGCAUCCUAACGAGGCUCAAAUGUUCUCCCUGCCCCUGAUUCCCAGAGCAGACAGUCCCACGGGACAUCAGCCUCAGCCCUCAGGCCUGCUGGAUGUGUGUAUUCGUUACAAGCACCGACCGGUGAGGCCCGAGGGGCAGACUAGUAAAGGAGCUGCCUCUCGUCUCGUGACACUCGUGGUUCAAGUGCACAGAGCUUCAGGUCUGCAGGCCGCUGCAAGGGUUGUAUCUGAAAAAGAAGAAAGAUUCAGCUACUUUGCCAGUGUAGGAGUGAACGCAUACAUCACAGUCCAGCUCUCCUUCCUUCCUGAGACUGAGAGGAGGUGCACCCGCAUCGCUGCCAGGACCUUCUGCCCAGAGUUCGACCAUCACAUGGAGGUGUCCUGUGAUCUGCUGGCUCAGAGGAGUAGCGGAGAAACCUGCAGCCUGGCUGAGCAACUACAGGAGGCGUUUGCUGUCUUCACCAUCUGGAACAGAGAAAGUCGCAAAGCACUGCUCACUCAUAAGCCAAAAGAUGUGAUGUUGGGCACAGUGAAAAUACCUCUAGCUGAUCUCAUCCAUAAAAGAACAGGUAUUUCUGGCUGGUUUGGAGUGUAUAUACCUCAGGAAACAAGUUCUCCUCAGCGCCAGCACGUCUUGGUUGGAGGCCUCGAGAUCUCCAUCAACUUCGCCCAUCACUCAGACAGGGAAAGAGUCGUUAAAGCUGCUCAGGGUGUAGGCUUGGAAGUGACCCAGAAUGAACUGCAAGAUCAUGAAGACUCGUGGGGAGACAGCAUGAGAAAAAUGUCUUUGACUUUUUCUAUGCCAAGAGUGUGGAUACCUGUUCACUGCUUGCUUCUACCAGGCCACAGUGAGCUUCAGCGCUCCACCUACUGCUACUUCAGGUACAGGUUCUACGACCAGGAGGCCUUCUGCUCCCAGUUGAAGCACCCCUCUUUAGAGGAGGGUCGGGAGGAAGGCCAGGCCACGGUGGCUUUCCAGGGAAGUAGAACUGUGGAACUGAGGAGCACUCAGCCCUUGAUGUGGUAUCUGCGAGAGGAGAGGCUGGAGGUUCAGGUUUGGGUUGCCUUUAAAAAAGUCAAAACUCAAAGGCCCUGUGACACAGACCGACUGGUGGGUUCGGCCUUUGUCGAUCUGUCCUCUUUUGCAAAGACAUCCAGGCAGAAACUUUCUGUCAGUGGAGUGUAUCCACUGUUCAGACGCUCAGCAGCAGAUCUACAAGGGGCUGCUCUCAGGGUGCACAUCACCCUGACAACAGGUUUCACCCCUGUGGAGGACCCUACUGGAGCUGAUGCCUUGGUGGACUCAGACAGCCAAGGGGAGCUCUUAUCAGAAGAGGUGGAAGCAGCAGAUCGAGCCCCUUCACCCACUACAUCCAAAAACUCACAUAGGAGACACAAAAACAAAUCCUCCAGAACAACUCCAGACAUCACAUCUGUGCAGCACACAGACAUGAGCCUCGAUGAGUCUUUCCCUGUGAUUGUUGCAGUGGACCGGGCAAUGCACCUCAAUCUGAAAGGCUGUCCUCUAGCAGAGCGCAAUGAAGGGUCACCGUGUUGCUGCGUUUCGUACGUCACUGCCAACUCUCCUGAACCAGCGUCCACGGCUGUCGUAGCCAACACUGACUGCCCCGUGUGGGACCAUCAGCACGAGUGCAGGCUUUCAAAGGAGCUACUGAUUGAUCCACAGCAAUCUCUCGUGUUCAAAGUCUGGCACAAAGGAGAAAUGGAGAGAGUGAUUGGAUUUGCCUCUGUAGACCUGUCACCUUUAAUAUGUGGCUUCCAGUCAGUGUGCGGUUGGUACAACAUCACAGAUUUCAGUGGUCAGUGUCAUGGCCAGCUCAAAGUGUCCAUCACUCCAUUAAAGGGGGUCCAAGACCUCAAAGGACAGAGAAAAACUGUGAAUGCAGAAGCUGCCAAAGACUCUUCGACGCUCCCUCUCAGCUACCACACCACAGCGACAUACAGCAGCUUCCCCUCUCACAUCAGCCGAUACCCCGAGCAGAAUAUCUCAUCACCGGACCACACGGCCAGACUGUUCUCUGAAAGGGCUGGAAGCAGUGAUCGCCAUUUUGAGCACAUGGACAAAGUGCGUCUUUACCAUCAGAGCCUGCAGGAGCAAACAGCAGCUAAUUCUGUCUGUAACAGCAGUGUUGGCGACAUCAAUCCUUCUAGCUCGUUCCUGUUUUCAGCACUCAGGAAAAAACUAAGUGAGCUUGACAACAUCCAGAGAUACUUCAGUCGUAAGCUUUCGACUCCCACAUUCCCGUCCACGAGUGAGCAGGACUGUCACACCGAGCAUGAGGAACGGAGUGAAACAGACAUGUGUCAGCUUCUCCUCAAGUCCAACCAGCUAGUUGGAGAAGUCAACAACAUCAUAAGUGGUUUGAGAGGACAACACCUGGAAACGAUUCCAUCCAACGUGCUGAGCAGCACAACGACUUCCCCUGUUGGAGACAACAACCCUCAAACUAUCCACGAGAUUCCCAGUCCACGCAAAGCUUCAAACUCUUCCCAAGAAGAAGUGCUUCCUCUGCACUCAUCACUGCCAAAUGUGACUGCAGAACACACCGACUCCGAUCCCGAGGAAGAAAAGGACAGACGAAGCAACAAGGUUACUGAGUCGGAGGAUGAAAACGAAGGAGAGAGGGGUGAAGAUGAAAAUGAGACAGGUUGCACACAGGACGAAGAAGAUGAUGACGAUGAGGAGGAAGACGAAGAUUACGAGGAGGUUGUGGUGAAGCCGAGGCAUCUGAAUGAGGUGACCUCUUUGACAGACAAAACCAGUCCAUGGACCAGCAUCUUAUCAGAUCCUGACCUGGUUUCUCUGGAGAGUCUGGAGGGACCGGAGGAGCCGGAUCUGAGCCAAGACCAGGGCGAGAAUCGGCGGAUAUUAAAUCUGCAAACUCAGAACUGUAGUGAGAUACACAAAUGUGCCAGACGAGAGGAAAGUGACAGUUUUAACGGAUCAGACACUUCAGACACAGAUGAUGAGUGGACAGUACAUGCUAUUAAUGAGGUUCAACCAAAAAAACCCAGCAGCCCCGAUAAGGGUUCAGCUGAGACAGGUUCAUCACCCACCUCACAGGACGCCACAGAUACCCAUGAUGCUUCAUGCUCCCUGUUCAAUCAAGACACUCCACCGCAACCCUCUGUGCCUGUGGAGGUCCCUAAUUUCUUCCUCCCCUCUCACCAACUGGAGGCGUCUUUGAGAGCCAUACGAUUAGCUCCUACUUUCUCCCAGCUGACCAGUGACUCGGAACAAAGCUCUGCAGUUCUGCGCAGAGGUCCUCGAGAGCGUCGCGACAUGUCGCCAUCAUCCAAGAAGAAAGAAACUGAAAGAAUAGCAAAAAUAUUUGCAGCUCACUUUGAUGACAGUCAGUAAUAUGUGGUGGGUUUAUUUGCUAAGCAUCACAUUUGCACUGCUGAGUGCUUUCAGAUCAUGUAAAUUAAAUGUAACAUUUGUAUUUUUAUAAAUAAAUAUGAACUGUUUUCAAAA